Ananas comosus (pineapple) is the source of this 1849-nucleotide messenger RNA. Its product is annotated as amino acid permease 4-like. Gene Ontology annotation, cellular component: plasma membrane. The record is from RefSeq and is a predicted model, not a curated record. Lineage: Eukaryota; Viridiplantae; Streptophyta; Magnoliopsida; Poales; Bromeliaceae. The transcript has 9 exons. Bases 90 to 1625 code for a protein of 511 amino acids.
CCACUUCUCUCUCUCUCUCCCUUUUCUUAAUCUUUUAUACUGUAACAAAGGUGCUUUUGUGAAACCAAGUAGGUAACAGAUCAAUCGUCAUGCUACCCAGAAGCCGUACCCUUCCUCCUAGAAUCCAUGAGAGCGCUUUCGAUGAGAACCGCGAUAUGAGAGUAUAUCUGCAAGUCGAAACGCAGCCGAAACCUCAUGUUGAUGCCGAAGCAAGCAAUCCUCCGGGAUAUUCUAAAUGUUUUGAUGAUGAUGGCCGCCUUAAACGAACAGGUACUGUCUGGACAGCCACCUCACACAUAAUCACAGCAGUAAUAGGUUCAGGAGUGCUGUCCCUUGCAUGGGCCAUAGGGCAACUGGGCUGGAUCGCCGGGCCGGCCGUCAUGAUCCUCUUCGCCUUCGUAAUCUACUACACCUCCAACCUCCUCUGCGACUGUUACCGAACCGGGGAUCCUGUCACCGGACGGAGAAACUACACUUAUAUGGAUGCUGUGAGGGCAACCUUAGGUGGAUCAAAGGUGAGAAUCUGUGGAGCAAUUCAGUAUGUAAACCUACUUGGUGUAGCUAUUGGGUACACUAUAGCAGCUUCAAUCAGCAUGACGGCAAUAAAGAGGUCCAAUUGCUUUCAUGCUAGUGGGGGGAAGGACCCAUGUCACAUGUCGAGCAAUAUGUACAUGAUCAUUUUUGGGAUCACAGAGAUAAUAUUUUCCCAGAUCCCAGAUUUUGAUCAGGUGUGGUGGCUCUCCAUUGUGGCAGCGGUCAUGUCCUUCACCUAUUCUACUGUUGGGCUUAGCUUAGGCAUCGCCAAGGUUGCUGAGAACGGAAAAAUUCACGGUAAUCUUAUGGGCAUCAGCAUAGGGACGGUAACCAAAGCAGGAACUGUGACAGCAACACAAAAAGUGUGGAGGAAUCUUCAAGCUCUUGGGGACAUUGCUUUUGCCUACUCAUAUUCCAUCAUCCUUAUUGAAAUUCAGGACACAAUAAAAUCUCCGCCCGCUGAGAACAAGACCAUGAAGAAGGCCGCCCUGUCGAGCAUUGCAGUCACCACCGUCUUCUAUCUCCUGUGCGGGUGCAUGGGCUAUGCGGCCUUCGGAGACGACGCACCCGGUAAUUUGUUAACGGGUUUCGGAUUCUACAAUCCUUACUGGCUCCUCGACAUUGCCAAUCUUGCUAUCGUCAUCCACCUCGUCGGAGCCUAUCAGGUGUUCUGCCAGCCUUUGUUCGCCUUCGUCGAGAAGUGGGCCACUCAAAGAUGGCCCAAGAGCGAGAUCCUCACCCACGAAUACGAGGCAAGGCUUGUACCUGGCCGGACAUACAAGCUCAACCUCUUCCGGUUAACGUGGCGGACGGCUUUCGUUGUUCUCACCACCAUCAUUUCCAUGCUCAUGCCCUUCUUCAACGAUGUCGUCGGCAUCCUCGGCGCAUUUGGUUUCUGGCCUCUCACUGUUUAUUUCCCCGUCGAGAUGUACAUUGCGCAGAAAAAGAUCAUGCGGUGGAGCACGCCAUGGAUCGGCCUACAGAUGCUCAGCAUAGCUUGCCUUAUUGUGUCGAUUGCUGCCGCGUGCGGGUCGAUCGCAGGGGUUGUUCUAGACCUCAAGUCCUACAAACCGUUCAAAUCUACCUACUAGAUGUAGCAAGGGAUAGGCUAAUUAAAGAUUAGCGAGAAAACAUUACAUAUUAUGCUCCUAUAUAUAUAUAUGUAAUAGGGUGAUCAACGUACGGUUUGUUACUAUUACUAUUAUAUAUGCAUGGUGUACUGUAGAAGGAAGAUCUCGCCAGGUAGUUGUGCGUUAAAAUGCCGCACGACAAGGAUAUAAAUUAAAUAAUUUGGCUAUUUUAUUUCUUUUCUUAA